CAACGCUAUCCUCUUUGUAUUAUACUGCACCAUUGAAUUGGCUUUUCUAAUGAAAUUGAGAGUGGCACGCAAGUAUGGUUGCUUCCUUUGAGAUUCCGACACUAAGAAGUAACAGUGCGUGACCGCUCUACAUACCAAUAGCCAUGUAUGGGUGUAAUCUAUAUUUGUGCACGUGUUGAGCUCGCUCUCGGCCCAUCAUAGCUGCGGCAUUUGCGGAACAUGGGUAAUUCUUACUCGGCGAAAGGGCCUGCGCCAUCGCUCCCGGCUCAGGGCACAAUAUGCAAUGAGUGGACAUCAAAGGAGAAGCGGCAGUGGCUCGAAAAUUAUGAUUUCACGCAACGGUACCGAGAGGCGCUGUCUACGGAUGGGCACUGCGUGACAGCCUGGGACGAUAGGUACCUCAUCAGCAUGGGUGCCGAACCGGAGCAUGUGGCCCAACUGCUGGCGGCUCGUGACGACAUGGUCGCCAGGGCCCGGGUGCCACCACCACAAUCACUAGGCGCCGCCUGCCUGUCACGGACUUUGUGUUGCAACCUCACCUGCUGCCAGGGAAAAUGCAGUGCACGUGUAUUCCCUACACCUAAGCAGCUAUCGACCUUCCCACCUGGAGCCUCCUCAGCUGCUGGAUAUGCCAGCAGGCGCAGUGCUUUUCAACAGCUGCCAGAAGCAGACCGCGCUCGGGAGAGUCCACUUCAGCUGCCACCAGCACGGGGUGGUAAGGAAGAGAAGUUGAAGAACCUUGCCCCAUCCCCGACUGGAUCCUGCAUUCCUGCCUGUUGUGGAGGGGGCAACAGCAACCUCGUGUGGCCUGAGCCUCAAUCUGGGCCUCAGCCUGAGAUGAGGCAACCCCCAACGAACGACCCUGACAGCCACAGUCCUCUACCAUGGACAGAAGGGGAUAACAGCGGAACUGAGGACACGGCGCUCCAAUUGACGACAACAGUUUCGGCGCCUGGUGUUGUCCCUCCACUUCAGGAGCCAUCUGGCGAGCAGCAAACAUCACCUGAUACCUCAACCAAGCAUUGGAUUUGGGACGCGCUGGAGAAGGGAGUGCACGCAGCGUCUGGCCUUUUACAGGCCAUAGCGCCCAUGAUUCCACACCCCGGCGACAAGGCUGCAAAGGUGCUGAGACAAAUCUUCCUGAUGUUAGAUGGGUGUGUAACUAACAAGAAAAACAUCAUGGAGCUUGCCAAACAUGCAACCGUAAUAUUGGACAUUUUAGACGUGUACAAGUUCAAACCUGUCGACAAGAGGCAAAUGAAACGCGUUGUGGGCGAUUUCGUGAAGCUGCUGGAGGACGUCAAGGAGUACGCAAUCAAACACGAAAAAUCGUGGUUUAUUUGGCGGACACUACGGGAGAGCUCCUACAGGGAGGAAUAUCAGGACUAUGUUGCUAGGUUGGAAACCCUUAAAGGCGAAUUAAUGAUGCUGGUGCAGAUGGACACCAACAUUAUGGUCCACAAAGACAACGAUAUGUUUCGGGAGGCUGUUCGACGCUUUAUCGAGUCCCCACAGUACACGGACCCUGCAGCAGAAGCCAAGAAGCUGGUUAAAGAGCUGGGUGGCAUCGACGCAGUGCAAAAGGACGGGGUGAAGAUGGAGCAGGUCUGCCGCGAACUCGGAAUUUCUGACCAGCUUGAAAUUGCUAUGCUCUUAGAGGUGAAAAGCAAGCUAGCUGAAAUUGAGCUGCGGCUCAAGAUAUCUCAACCCAGCAGCACCGGCUUACCAGUAUAUCAGCGUAUCAAGCAGCCCAUCUUACGCAUCUUUUGGGGGCAGGUGUACGGCAAUGAGUCCCAGGUUCCUUGGCCUGUAUUCUUCAAGGACUUCCCAACCCGCCUAAAGGGCGAGCUGAGCAACCUGAUGGGUGGUGCCACAGUUAUUACAGAGCUUGAGAAGCUGCUCAGCGAGAAGGCAGGCCAGGAUGCAUUCCUUCACGCAGUAGAACGUUAUGACCCUAAUCAUAGUCUCUGCGUGUAUGAGCUGGAGGAGGCCUUCGAUUCGGAGGACCUGCUGCCGCAAGUGGCAUCAAUUGUGGAGAAUGCACGCCUCACACCCAUUGGGGGCGCAUCGGCUACAGCUGCACCAGCUGGUCAUCAAGCCACCACGACUGGCCAACCCUUUCAAGAUGGAAUGACAGCCCCGCAGUUUGAGUGGAACCGCCAGCUGCCACCAGUACCGCCACAAUUCACCAGCCGUGAAGUUGAGGCAGCUGAGAUUAAAGGGCGCCUGCUGACCAGUGGGUCGCUGGUCCUGGUUGGGCCUGAGGGUGUGGGCAAAUCCUGUCUCGCAGCUGACGUGGGCAGGCGCCUUAUGCGGGAAGGAUGCUUACCCGGUGGGGUGCGCUGGGUGCCCCUGGCGAGGGCGCGUAGCGCUAUGGAUGUGAAGAAUCUCUUCUGCAUAGCCCUGGGCAUCCCAUUGGCCAGGCCUGGUGUUCAAGAGCGCAUCCUUAAAGCAAUUCAGAAGCUCGCCGGCAACAAGGGUGGAGACGUCCCGCCGAUGGCUGCGCUGCUUAUAAUAGACCAUGCGGAGGAUGCUUUUCGAGAGCCGGAAGCACAAGAGGUCCUGAUGGGCCUGCUGUCAGAAGUUAGGCAUGAGGCUCGUGCUGUGAGGGUCCUCAUAACAUCAUGCACCUCCCUGAACUGUGAAGACAGCAUACACCAGGUGGCCGCACCAGGCAGCAGAGGCACCAGCAUGCAGCGGCUGGCUCCUCUUGACGAGUACUUUGUCACAGGGUUCAACCCCGCUGUUUCCAGAUCUCAGAUUACGAAGUUAGCUGACCAGGCAGUGGCCGAUAAAGAGGUGGAUGCUGUUGCUGCAGCCUGUCACAACAACCCCCUGGCUCUAAACUUGGUGACUCACGCACUGGCAGCUGGAGUACUCUCAAUUCAGGAGCUGCCCAGCCCAUUUGGACAGGAGCAGCAGCUGCAGCAGCAUACGGAGGCCACAGACAGCGACCAGAUUGACAUUAUCGUGAAGGUUGUCCUGGGCAGGUUGCUUCGAAGAGAGGAGUUCCAGGCACUUGCACAGCUCAGCGUGUUCCCCUCAACCUUUGAUAUUGCCACUGCCACCCACGUGCUUGGAAUUACCAAGCCCAAGGCCGAAAGGCUCCUGCAGGUGCUACAAGGGUACGGUCUGAUUCAGCUCCAGAGCCCCCAGCAAUACAUAAUGCAGUCCUCGGUUAAAUUGCGAGUGGCGCAGCUUGGCGACCCCUUGCUGCUGGCUCAAGCAGAGGAGCGCUUUGCUGUCCGGACUGUUCAGUUGCUACUUGAGCUGGCGGCCAUGUACCAGCGGCCUAACGAGGAACAGUUAGCCAUGUCCAUGGGUACAAGGCAUUGGCCAGACCUUCUAAAGUCCUUCCAGCUGUUGAAUUCCAUGGUCUGUGACAAAACCCCACUACCAAGCCCCCUGAUGCAGAGCCUGAUAGGUGCAGCAGCAGUGCCUGUCACGGCAAUACCCGCUGAAAGCAAUGGCCCAGAUGUGGAGGGGCACGCCAGCUGUGAAGCGCAGCCCUUCCCAGUCCAGCAGAAGGCCGGCGAGCUACAACUCCUGUCAGGGCCUGUUAACAUCCUAGCAAAGGAGCUCGGAAUGCUUCACCUCCUUGAGGAAUCUUGCCAGGCCAUCGUCCAACAGCUUGAUGAUGCAGGUGCAUCGGAUGGCAGUGGGAAAGCGCCAUCACCACUGCAACGUCUUGGUGUGGGUGACAGAGAUCGGCUGGAAGCCAUGGCACUUGCUACGCUGGUGACCAUUCACACCGAUAAGGGGCAGCUGGAGCACGCACAAAAGGAGUUGGACCGCUGUGUGGACAAGGAACGAAGCAUGUUCGAAGGAGGACACAUGGAAGUACCCAUACGUUCAGCAGGGCUCCAGCAGGCGCUGUUGGCGGCCAAGGUGGUGGUCGCUGCUGCCACAGAGCGCCCAGACCUACAGCCACGCAUUCCCAAAACACGUGAAGAGGAGCUGCUUCUUCAGGAGCUCAGAAGGGAUGCUGCCUUCGACUCAGCCAAGAUUGCAGCACUGUUGGCAGACCCAACACUGAACCCCAACAUCCAGCAUGUGGAUGGCAGUACACCUCUUAUGCUUGCAUGCAAGGGUGAGAACGCUGACAUAGUGGAUGCCCUGCUGAAGGCGGGUGCUGACGUUGACGCUGCAAGCGAGGAUGGUGUCACUCCCCUCCACCUUGCCUGUAAAAUGGGUACCUACCGCAUUGUGAAUUCGCUUAUUGAAGCUGGUGCAGAUGUCAACGCUGAGACCGAGAAUGGAAUCAGCCCUUUGUUCAUUGCCUCAUGUGAGGGCAUGUAUGAAGUUGUACACACCCUCAUUGCUGCUGGAUCGGACAUCCAUAAGCGAGAUAAGGGCGGGUGGACAACACUUAUGGCGGCAUGCUCUGCCGGCCUCUCUGGUGUUGCCAAAAGGCUGAUCUACGAAGGGGUAGACAUUCAUGCUAUCUCAAAGGACGGCAAGACAGCCCUGGUGUUGGCUGCUGCGAAGGGUCAUGCCUGUGUUGUACAGAUGCUGCUAAAAGAGGGCGCCUGCAAAGGUGUUUACUCUUUGGAGGGGAGCACAGCGCUCUUGCUGGCGUCCUCUAACGGCUACAAGGACAUAGUGGAGAUGCUGCUGCAAGCCGGCGCUAAACACGACCUGGCUAACUCGGAGGGGAGCACAGCGCUCUUGCUGGCGUCCUCUAACGGCUACAAGGACAUAGUGGAGAUGCUGCUGCAAGCCGGCGCUAAACACGACCUGGCUAACUCGGCAAUCACGGGCCCAGCGCUAGUGGCAGCUUCAGCGAGGGGCCAUUCGGAGGUGGUGUGCGCCUUGAUGAACGCAGGCGCCGAUCCUAACAUAGAAGGCCCGGAUGGUUUGACGCCUCUUCAGGCGGCCGAGAAAGAGGGCAACGAUGGGUUUGUGCGCCUGCUACUGAUGGAUGCCAACCGGCCGCCUGAGGUUGUACAUUCCAUAUUUCACGCCCCUAGUCCGUUAUUUGUAGCAGCUGCGUGUAGUUUUGUAGACGCGUAUAAGUUAAAGCAAGGUUUUGCCUGCAUUUUUGUGCACCAGGCAUCUGCGUCCAUCUAGAACAGCCAAGCGUGCAUGUGCCAAUGGUGAAACGCAUACAAGCCACGGGCUAGAAGCCACCAACAUAUUGAGUGCGCUCUUGCUGGGGGGGGUUGUUAUGAUAAUGUUCAUGUCAGACAAUCAUGCAUACACAUGUAACUGAAAAAUCAGCAUCACCGACAUGCGUCGUCACUCGUCACCCGCCACUCCUCUUACAUCCAGCAACAGCUAAUUAAGCAGCUUUUGAAUUACGGUUCAGGUUUGGUCACCUCUGUUUUUGCCUGUACUCGCGGUUCACAUGCGAACCUCUCCCAAUUGCUUGCUCUUGUCCUACUCAACUACACAUGUAACUGAAAAAUGGAUACACUUUCCCCUUCACUUGCUUGUCACAUGCAGCAGGCUCGCUCCAUUGGUGGCGCAUUCUGUAGGCACAAUGUGGUAUAAACGUCGUGCACUUCAGUAUGGAUCCGUUGCUUGCUGUAUUGUUAUGUCCCGUCAUUAAACAGGCGUUUUUUACAUGCCCAAACAUGCAGGCCGGCACUCGUAGCCCAGCAUCGGAGGACCCUCCCUCGCCCCUCCCGGCCCCCCCGCCCGCCCCCCCAAGUCAAUGGCCGGCUGGCGGCGGUGGUCGCGGUUGGCGCGCUGUCUGCUGGCACUGGGAAAAUAACUACUGCAGGUUUGGAGGCGCCUGUAAUUUCCACCACCCCGAGCCUUGCAAGUUCUUCAACAAAGGCUGGUGCCAGUACGGGGAUGACUGCGCAUAUGACCACGUUUGGUAUGAUGAUACUGAUGAUACUGAUGAUACUGAUGAUGAUGACUAUACAGAUGAUAGUGAUUGGGAUUAGAGGGAGGAGGUUAAUGAGGAUGAUUAGUACAAGGCAUGGCGCCGUGAGCAAUUCCUCCGUGUGUGAACCUACCAUCGAGCUCUGGAGAUUCUGCUUGUACCUGGUGUACCUGCCUGAGUAAGCCUCGUACCUUACUUGUUUUGCAAAAGCCUGGUUCUAGAGCCGGCCUGAAGUUGUUGUCAUAUCCAUGAUCAAGUAGAAGGUAAAGUUUUGCAAAGGCCAUGCCUUCAGGCGCGCGCAAAGGGGUCAGUCAUUUAGGGGUUAAAAUGGGUAAGCAGCUGAGUGUGCCUGUUACGGCAUUCUGGCCUUCAUGCUAGGUUACGGACGGUUACCGCUAGCUGGCGGCUUCUGGCUUCUGGAAGCUCUUACCCAGAUGUCCGUCGCUCUUUCAUGUUGUGUAUGGCUAUGAUGGGACUUCAACGCCGACGGAAGUGAACAUAGCUUUAGAUUGGAUUUCUGUCAAGAUAUUCAACUGAACAAGCGCUUGUUUGAACGGAAACAUGGCCGCGAGGAGACGCACAAUUGCGUGUGCAUGAUCCGGUGUACGUGUGUGGUGAAGUGUGUUCCUCGCGUGGUUAUAUGCUCAUGCCAAGUUGCAGUUACCGCUGGUGGCUUACCGUCCUUGAAGGGGCCUUCCUAGCCUUCCUAAGACACUUCCUGACACGUGUCCUCUUGUAGUGGAUUGAUGCUGUGGUGGUGGAAUUAUCACGCCGAUGGGUGUUUCACUCCCUUAGCUGUCCCAUAGUGUAUGACUUCCAACUAUGUACUUGACAGACGAGUUUGUCGGUGCGUGGUGACAUGUUGUGGUGAAAUGUGCCCCUUGCGUGUGGACAGGGCGACAGCAGUGCCGUGCUGACCCUCGUCGGCCAAUCGUCGGUCACUUAUCCGGCUUGCCUCUGCUCGUUUUUCUCUGCCUAGUAUAAUGUGUUGCCGUUAAUAAAGACCUUGAUGAAUGGGGUGCCGGCGGCUUGGGUGGCGGCUGCGGAGAGGCUCCUUACUUUUUAAGAGCUUGGUCGCCCCAACCACCGCCGGUAACCGAAGUAGAAGAAUGUAUUAGUUCCUCGUUUGGGGUUAAAGGCGUGUCAUCUUGGAUUUGUUCCCUUACGCAACCUUCCCGUUCGGAUGGCCACAAAUCUUUAGCUUGCAGUGCGUUUGAGGACCGUGAUGAUGUGUUACGUGUAGCCGUUAUUCGGGAAGCCAGUAGGUUACUUGACACCCAAGGGCUUCCUGAAGGGGUUUUAGAUAGCCUUCGAUGUUACUUACGGCAGCUCCUCUGGAAUGUUAGGUGAGAAAGCAGUGUCCAGGAGACUUAUUGUGUUGAUCCGUUGCUGAGAUAUUCCUUGCUAGGGAUUCUGCUAGGGUUUCUGAUAUGUCUAAUGCUCGUCCCACGAGGGAUUCUGAUAUGUCUAGUGCCCGUCCUGAUCGUUGUGGCUAUGUUUCUGUCGUCGUGGGGGUUUCUCCCCUGCAGCGCUAUGCAUGUGCUGUCUUUGCAUGCUGCGGUGAUGUGGUUCUUUAGCUUGAGGUCAAGUUGGGUUCGGUGGUCACACGGGCUAUCCUUUGUGGCUAGGAUUACCUCCCAUGGGUGUAAGUGCCGCAGAGUGUUUGGGGUGUUUUGGUUAUGGCCGCCUUGUCUACUAUGGAGGAGGGUCGGAGAGUGUUGCGGGCUCAUGUGCGUGGUGUCGCGGGGGUUGUGGGUUCAUUGACCAGCGGGUUGCCUAGUCUACUGUUUCCUUAUCUUGUGACCAGCUUCGUGGUUUUGCAUGUCUUGGUAAGGUCUUUCCCAUCGGGUGUUGGCAGGGCGGGGUUGGACCUUUGCAGGAUAUGUAUUUCUUGUGGAAGUGAGAGCUAUGUGUCUUUGGUGCCGUGGGCGCCGCUGCACACUGCUAUCUCUGUUUGGGUUUGUUUUCGGGCGGUGCUAGUGUUUAUUACUAUUGCGGUUUCUGGCCUAUGAGGUUUCGGCUCAGCUGUGUGUGUUUGGUGCUUUGCCGUUGUGGGGCUUGAUGAGGUUUGUCGUUUAGAUGGCUAGUACGUAUCAUUGGGUGGAGCCCCCACCGCGAGGCCCCCCAACCUAAGAUUGCCCACGUCCGUGUGUCCGUCCGUCCGUGUAUCUAUAACGGUAACGGCAAAACACACAACCUAGAUUGAACUAAUAUUUGCAGCUAAUAGGUACUUGUUAUCUCUAUUAAGUACCAGACCAAAGCGAUCUCAUGGUCUGCCCGUGUAUUGUGCGUCCGUGCGUGGAGAUGCGAGCAUCGGCUGGGCUGGUGUGUCUGGAUGUGAAGGGACCAAUUGUUCAGGGUUGGCCGCGCUUGGCGUCUGAGUGUCAAGCAAGAAGGUGCACGCGUCCGUGCAAUGUUCACCAAGUAAAGUGUGGGGAAGGUAGAGCAAGCUUGUCAGCCCGGUAGCAUGAGCUUUCGUCACCUGGACCUAAUUCCUCGCCGUCGUUGCUGUCUUAGAGCUCCUUUCCGAAGCCCCUUGUUUUGCGGUUCUGUCCGAAGUAAGCUUGCAUACUACCUGUUUCUUAGGCAGUUUUGUCGGACCACGUCGCGUCGCUUCUCCGGUGGAUGGGUGCCAUCGCUUAAGUUACAAUUAGGGACCGGCCUAUAGCAUUGCCAUGUUAUGUUGUGGUAUACCAGACCGAAGCGAUUUUAUGGCCUGCUCUAAAGUUGGGGCUUGCUUGUGGUCAUGCGCCGUGCGGGGAAGGCUAGGAAUUUUUUCCUAGUUCGGAAAGAUCCGCAGGGGGAAGGCUUAGGCCGGGACCAAGAUAGUCAACCAAUGCCCUGUCACAUGAAUACACUGCAGCCAAAACAUUCGGACUUGCUAUGUUUUGCUGCGACUAGGUGAUGCUGUCUAAACUCUGCCUCUGGUUGUUAUUAGUAUGUUAACAUGCUGUUUGGUGCCUUGUGUGUUCCUUUUCCGUUCCUACAGCUGGGCCAGGAGUAAGGAGGCGGAUUAUGGACUAUGACGGCUGAGUUCAGUAUACUGUGCUGCGCUGUUUAAGUGGAGAAUAAGUUGUCUGUGCUAGUGCGUUUUAGUUAUUCAUAGUAGUAAGGACGGGCUCCUUAUCGUCGCCCCUUGCUUCGUCUAGUUUCCCUCAUUGCGUUGGCUACUUACCCUUGCCUUCGCUAUGUUUAUUCCAGUGUGCCCAUGUUGGUCUGCCUAAGCGUGUUCCUUGAGGCCUAGUUGCGUGGAGGCAGGCAGGCAGCGACCUAGAAGGAUCAUUUUGUCGGACGGAGCGAGAAGGUGGAGGUUGUUUCCUACUAGUUGCUGUGGCCUGUACGUUGAGGACGUAUGGAUUAAUAUAAAAGGAGGAGUGCUUUGCUUGGAUAGAUUACCUAAUACAUGCAGACGCCUAUCCUGGGUGUAAUUCUGCGACUGGACGCGAGACUUCCGUUGUUUCUGGCUACCAGCCCUGUUAACGACUGAUACGUGCAGGCGAGAUCUACUGCUUUCGCAAUCAUUUAGUUUAGUUUUUGUCCUGAUACGUUUGGACGAGCGGCAGUUAGGAUACUGACCUGGGUUGGACCAUUCACCGACUACUACCGCCGAUUUAAGGCGCUGAUAUUACUCCUUUAUUAUUGAAGCUGUGUUCUACACCUAUAUACGGUACGUUUAUUUGCGACGCUGUCUUUCGACGCUUUGGACUUGCUGUCAUGCCCCGUUGACGGCUCGUGCAUUUCGUGGGCAAGAGGGUGUUCUCGGCUUGUGCACGUGUUCUCAUGUAUAUGCUUGGGAUUGGAGUGCAGUGUCAUGCACUGGGUGUGGUUCGUUCGCGGUCUGGUUGGUACGGCGUAUCUGGCAUCUGUGCCGUACAGCCGUCAGUCCUCUUAGGUCGCGCAGCCCCCAGACUCGGGGCUGCGCUCUGCUCGCAACAUAUGCAAGGAUGUAGGACGGUGGUCGUUGCCCUUGCAUGCGCGCUUUAGCGUUGCCAUUGUUACUGGUUGGGUGUCC
Molecule: messenger RNA, 9845 nt
Organism: Astrephomene gubernaculifera
Lineage: Eukaryota; Viridiplantae; Chlorophyta; Chlorophyceae; Chlamydomonadales; Astrephomenaceae
Source: the annotation of a GenBank genome assembly